GUUAACUUUUCAUCCUCAGCCAUUUUUUAAACCUUGACAAUCUGUAAAAUGUUGAUGUGGUCAUUCGUUGCUCAACCCGUUGAUUCUCACCGAGGAUGAAAUUUUUAGCAAGGCUGAGGGAUACCAAAGGAACUCAGGCCUGCGAUUACAUUCUUGGGGGGUACAGUUACAGCACGAUCAUGCAUGACCAUCAUGGCAUGUCCAUGGCAGUUUUCACCAACCCAAGCAUUAUAUAUAUCCUGCAUCCCCAACAUUAAACCAUCAGACUCAAGCAGACAAAGUUGAAGACAACAGAGGCUGAAAUGUUCAACAGGAUUCAGGAACUCAACACAUCAAAGACAAACUGGGCAUUGCGGGUCAGACUGGUGCGUUUCUAUCCAGUCCCAGUUUACACCAACAAAAACGUGAUCAACACCAUGGAGUGUGUUUUCCAUGAUCAGGAGGGCAACAGAGUUCAUGCCACCAUUCGCAGGGAAAGGCUUGGAGCUUUUAAGGAACGCAUAAAAGAAGGAAACGUUUACAUCUUGAGAAAUUUUGUUGUCACUCCUAAUUCCAUGAAAUACAGGACAACAAAUUGUGCAUUUAACAUCAUUUUCAACCACAGGACAACAUUGGUUGACAAUAAUGUUGAAUUCCCCAGGAUGAUGUUCAAUUUCAAACCCUUCUUAGACCUUCAAUACGCAAACCAAGUUGACUUAACAGAGAUGUUUGAUAUCAUAGGGAGCGUGAGGUCUAUCCACUUUCCUAGGCCACGCGAACGUGAUGGAGCAACACAAAAAUUGGUUGAAUUGGUUUUGGAAGACCCAAACCAACAAACUAUCAGGUGCACCCUGUGGGCAGAUUUUGUUGACGCAAUAAGGCGUGGGGUAGAAAAGACACCAAACUUUAUGAUUGUCGUGGUUCUAAUGGUUCACCCAAGACUAUACAAAGGUGAUGUGUACAUGACCAAUAGCUACAACGGGUCAAGGCUAAUUAUCAAUGGCUCAGAUCAAGAGAUCUUGGACUACAAAGACAGGUUUGACUUGCAUGGAGAUGAGGGCUAUAACGGUCAACCUAUCGUGGUGACAACAGAAGAAGAGGAACAUGGUUCAGGAGAAGGAGAUUUUGUGACAAUUGAAUCACUGUUUCAAGAAAACUUGAAUGGACGCUUUUGGGUGACUGGAGAAGUUAUUGAUAUUGAAACCGGAGAUGGAUGGUGGUAUUUAGCUUGCAGAGAUUGUGCAAGAAAAGUGGCACCCAGAUGUGGCCGUUUUGAAUGUCUCAAUCCAGCAUGUAAAAGCAGACAUGAUGCAGUGAUGAGAUACAAAGUGAAGAUUAGAAUUAUGGACAAAACAGCAAACGCUGCAUUCAUCCUAUGGGAUACUGCUUGCCAAGAACUAUUCGGGAAAAAGGCAGCUACCAUUGUUGGGGAUAUGAAAGGGGAGGAUGGUUUUCCUUUGGAAAUAUUAAACUUGAUAGAAAAGAAAGUGAUUUGUUUGGCUCAAGUGCAAAACGAUAGCACAAAAAGGGGUGAAGUUGCUUUUAGUGUUCAGAAGAUUAAACUUGAAAAAGAGAUCAAUGCACUGGAACCCGGGGAAUCUUCACAUGCUAAGGAGUUGGAGGCAACAUCUCAGGAGAAGAACGAGAAGUGCAAAGAAAAAUAUGAAGAGCCUAUUGACCUGACUGUGAAUGAGACUGUGGCAGCUAAUGAUGACAAUAUGACAAGUGGGAAGCGAGUUGGGGAGAUCGAUACAGAAACACUCAAGGAUAUGGUUAAGAGAAACAAAAGGGCUAUUCAAGUGAAGAUCGAGAAAUGCUGAAAAAAGGAACUACAUGCCUACACAAUCUUAUGUCUGCAAUUAUGUCAUUUAAAUUACUAUUUAUCAGUGUUUUAAAGCUUUGCCAGUUUGCCUAAGUGUUCACAGAAACACAUAAUGUCUUAAACCUCUAGGAUUUCCC
This is a messenger RNA of Cuscuta epithymum, 1938 nucleotides long. NCBI's taxonomy places the organism in Eukaryota, Viridiplantae, Streptophyta, Magnoliopsida, Solanales, Convolvulaceae. The record is from the annotation of a GenBank genome assembly.